Symbiodinium sp. CCMP2592 is the source of this 1833-nucleotide messenger RNA. The record is from the annotation of a GenBank genome assembly. Lineage: Eukaryota; Dinophyceae; Suessiales; Symbiodiniaceae.
AUGGAGUGGCCUCGUUUCCUGCUGAUAGCUGCUGUGCUGGUGGCAAUACCGCAACAUGCGGCAGACGCCGAUGCCGACAAUGCGCCACUUGGUGGCCCCGGCCCCGGCCCCGCUGACAGAUUGCAUGUUCUAGCCCACAAGGAUUUCCCACAGUUCGAGGCAGCUGAGACCGGGAGAGACUUGACGCUACUCUUCCGGGAUGGCAGGGUAACAGAAGAAUUUGAUUGCUCCACGCCUCGGGCCAAAGAUCUGCCCGGCAUGGAUUUUCGGAGGUUGGAAUUGUCCGCAAGCUCGACUGCUGGUGUCUCUUCCAUGUGGGCGAACCUGUGGGGAAGUUCGGAAGCAGAUGCUACACCGCCGGAGUCCCUGUGGCUUACGGAGGCACGCAUCUCAAGCUCUGGCGGAGACACACUCAUGCCAAGGCUCAGCGUUUCCUUAGACACAGAGCCGCAGAAAGACGGGCCGAUUCAGGUGACUGAAGAGGCGCAGUUCCAGAGUGAGCUGACCGUUUACUAUGACUGCUGGCAGAAUGGCGAGGCACGCGUCGAGCUACACCUAACACUGGCGACCGACGAGGGGGGUAACCAUAGCCAGGAGAUUUGUCUAGGCUGGUUGAAGGUUUGCCGCUUAGGCUUUGAAGGCCUCGUGGUGCGUCACGGCGAGUAUAGCGAAUGGCCCAUCUACCCCACCUCCGAUGAUAGCGGAGUUUCCACGCCACCUUUACUGGACACAGAGGGUAUCCUCGAGGAUGUCACUAAGCUGCAGCUUUCCUCACCAGACGGCACCAUCCGAUUACAGUCGCCGACAGUAGCCAGCUCGGAUGACAAGCUCCUGAAAGUUGACAUUAGGGGCGCGGCCCUGACGAUGACUCAGGGCGACUUCUUCCUCGAGGUAGGCAGCGAGCCCACAGAGAUUUCUGUCAUCUACACCUGCCAGGGAGCUGGCACCGCAGACGUGGAGCUGGGCCUUUGGCGCGCGGUGAUAACAUCGGCCCAUGCUGCCGAGGGGCUCCAUUUGCAUUGGCGCAAGCAGUGUGGUGAGGCCAGGUACAAGUUCAUGGACAUCUUUCUGAAAAGCGAUAUGAACAUGUCCAAAACGCAGGCUGUUGCACACGGCCGUGUUCUGCCGGGCUUUGAGCCGCGAUGUCGAAACCAAAGCAGGAGUAGCCAUCCUGCCGUGGAUGCCAUGGGACCCAACAAGUCUCCAUCCCAGACCUGUGGAUCUCAGUUACCUGUGGUGGAAGUCAGUGAGAAGGAGUCCAAGACCAAUGUUGAGUUGCGCGUGGAUCCGGACGGUAUGGUUUUGCCUCCGGCUCUGCAGCACCAACCAGCUGUAUCCUUCGACCAGCGGAUCGUAAAGGCCUUCAUCGCGCGGAUGCCCGAGCCCUUUGUGCGAGGAAGGAGCAAAGUGCCUUGUACCAACUGCGACUCCUCACUACGGGCAGCGGCUCCUAAGGCUACAUCUCAAAGUAUGAUCAUUAAGUACAUCUGUCACAAAGAAGGCAUCAGCCCGAUCAUGCUCACAGUCUAUCUGGACGGGUAUAAGCCCAUCGAUGUCGCAUGGCAGAAGAAAUGUCGGGAGCCAAAGAAGCCGCAUGUCGGCAGAGCGCUUACCGCGCCUCAAGCCAUGACCAUGGCUUUCCUGGUGUGUGGACUCAUCGGCGUCGUUGUUUGCAUGGUAUGCCUCUUCUGCAGCUCUGACUCGAAAGAGAAAGAGAAGCUGUUCUUGGGACGAGGAACGAGCGGGGGAGGUCGACAAAUUGAGUUCGGUCGUCUCGGACCUGACUCGCAAAGAGUUGGCAUCGGCUCGGACGAUGAGGUGGUAUUUCACUGA